Phoenix dactylifera (date palm) is the source of this 1576-nucleotide messenger RNA. RefSeq lists its product as uncharacterized. Lineage: Eukaryota; Viridiplantae; Streptophyta; Magnoliopsida; Arecales; Arecaceae. The record is from RefSeq and is a predicted model, not a curated record.
CGAGUCGGAUGCGCCCUAUCUGAAACGCUUUCAAAUCGGAAAGAAACUCGUGUAUUAGGGCAACGGUCAUCUUUUACCCCUUGCGCCUUCCCCACCUCUCUCUCUCUCUCUCGCGCUCGCUCGCUCGCUCUCGCUUGCUCGAAAUCUCUCCCUCCUGGGCUGUGCGAAUCGAUGGGCGGCCACGAGAGCUCGCCGCCGUCGUCCUCCGACCGCCGCCAGUGGCAGCGGAUCUUUGGGACCCUGGUGGAGAUGCUGCAGUCCCAGCAGUCGCAGAUCGAAACCCUAGCUGAUGACCGCAAGUUCUUGGAGCGCUACAUCCACAUACAGAACGACCGCUGGGCCUCCAAGACCCGCAUUCUCGAAUCCCACAUCGUCCAGAUGAAGAAGGAGGAGAGGAAGGGUCGUCGCGUCCAGGCGGCCAAGUUGGAUCUCAUGGUCGGGAUGAAGGAGAGGGAGGCUUUGUGCUCCAAGAAGCAAUAUGAACUUGCCGAAAGUGAUUUGGAGGACUUCCGCGCUUGUGUGGAGACUCUGGGUGCCGAAAUCUCAGAGCUGAAGGAAAAGCUGAGAAGCAGAGAAAUUGAUAAUGGAGGGACUGGAGUUAGUGACACAAAGACCAGGGAAAAUGCCAAGGAAGAGCAGCGGUCUACCACUGUUUUAGAAGGUGAACUACGGAAGCUAAAACAUGCUUACAAGAGGCUUAGCUCAAAGAAAGAGGCAGAGGUCUCUGCCUUGUUAGCAGAGAAGGAUUUUGUGUGGAACCAGUUGAAGAAUAUGGAGAGUGACUACGCUGGUCUCCUUAAGAUCAAAAGGACAGAAAUUCAACAGGCUAAUGAAGCCAUGGAGAAGCUUCUUCAUGAUUUGGCGAGGUUGCAGUCAUCAGACAAUGAGAAGGAUGGGACUAUUGCUAGAUUGGAGGAUGAGCGGGCUAGGCUUGAACUGGGUCUAAGAAGGCAAACACAAGAAGCUGAACAGGCUAAUGCAAAGCUAGAACAGCUUCAGCAUGAUAUGGAGCAGCUGCAAAUUUUGGCCAAAGAGAAGGAUGAAACAAUUACAAAGUUAAGAAGUGACCUUGCAAAGAUUGAGAUGGAUGCCACCAAAAGCACUAACAGGAAAUCUAGAUUUUUUAAGGAUAUGAAUACUCAGAGAAACUCAAGAAAUGCAUCAGUUACACCAGUAAGGAGUUGUCUGAGGAGGAGUUCUCGGAAACGUAACUUGGAAAGUGCAAGAGGUCAUGCAAGUCAAAAGCGAAGACGUACUAAUGAAGAUUCUUCUGGAUCACAGGUCGCUAGUUCAGUUAAUGGAAUUCGGCAAUGUUCAAGAGGACGACAAACAAGGACUGUUUCACCAGUAGACAGCCCAAGGUUGUUCUCUGCUAAUUUUAAGGUUCCAAAAUUGAAGAGCUCCUCUCCUGCAAUCGUGUAAUUUAACAACAAUGCCCAUUAUGUAUUUUUCUUGUAUUUUAUCUGUAUUUUAUCAAUUUCUUGCAUAGUUUGAUGCUUUAUGAUUUUCCUUGUAAACUAAAUAUAUUUCAAGCCUUGUGUCAAAUAGCUAGCUAUAACUUUUGUUUGUUUAUUUA